Messenger RNA from Carassius gibelio (silver crucian carp), 2519 nucleotides. RefSeq names its product E3 ubiquitin-protein ligase TRIM39. Lineage: Eukaryota; Metazoa; Chordata; Actinopteri; Cypriniformes; Cyprinidae. The coding region runs from base 1067 to 2242 and encodes 391 amino acids. The record is from RefSeq and is a predicted model, not a curated record. The transcript has 6 exons. Gene Ontology annotation, molecular function: protein binding; zinc ion binding.
UUUAGUUUAGAUACUUCACACGAAGAUAUUUAGUCAUUGCGAAUUAUUUUGUGUUUCUGUCACAAGUAAUUUAUUUCUUUUUAUUUUAGAUUUAAAAAUAAACGGAUCAACAAUUUGUUUCUUAUUUAAUAAUUAAAAAAAAAAAAAAAAACGGGACCAAAAAGCACAAGAGCACUAUACCACCACAGACAAUGACAGGUGAAGGUGAGAUGAAGUUGCGCCUCCUGCUGGAUGUGUACUGUACUGCACAGUCAAAGUUACUUCAACUAAAAACAUGCAUGGGAUCAGUUUGUGUAUUUUUGAUAUUUUAUACAUUAGCUACUAGACGUUGAACUUUAGCUUUUAUUUUUUCAAUCAAAUUAUUAACAGCAAAAAAUACUAAUGAAAAUACUUGCAGCGUCUGUAUUGGGAUGUUUUCCAGACCUGCCAACCUGUUUGUUUUUACAAUUUUAUUUUAUUUUUUUAAAAUAACCUUUUUAGCACGUAAUAAUUGCCUACAUGAGUGCAUUCACUUUAUUUGUUUAAUACAAAAUUCAGAGAUAUAUGCUAUGGUGUACCAUGAAUCGGCCAAAAAAUACAGAGAUAUGAAUUUGUGCUCAUAUCACAUGGCCCAAACACAGAAGUGUACUGGAGUUUUUAUUUUAUUACAUUUUUUUUAACGGGCAUUAAAAAAAAGCAAAGUAGCAAAACCAAACUGUUUAUCUCCACUAAUACAAAACUGAAGCCCUUCAAGAUGUGAGAACUGUAACCAGAAAUUGCAUGCAAUCUUUGGAGAUAGGUUUGAAACACGUUGUUAAAGAAAUGAUACCGUGAUUAUGAUACGUUUUCAACUGAUUUUCACUCUGAAAUGGAGAUUUCUAAUGAUCCAGUAAAAUCUAAUGAAUAUAAGCCUUUUCAAAGAGUAAACAUGAAAUAAAACAAUGAACUUUAGACAGACUGUACUCAUAGCAUCUGUAAACAUUGCCUUCAGAGGUUUUGGGAAAAACAAGGACAUAAAGCAUGUCCACUCUGCAGGAGAAGAGUUUCAAAGGAGCCUCCGUUAAAUCUGAACUUGAGGAACCUGUGCAUGGCCUACCAAGAAGAGAGAAGACGGAAAUCUUCAAUAGGAGACGAAGCCGUCUGCAGCCUUCACAAAGAGAAGCUGAAGCUCUUCUGUCUGGAUGAUCAGCAGGCCGUGUGUUUGGUGUGUCGAGACUCCAGAAAACACACCAACCACAGAUUCUGUCCCAUAGAUGAAGCUCUGACCGAUAAUAAGGAGAAACUCCAGGAUUUACUGAACCACUUACAGGAGAAACUGAUCAAAUUUGAGGAUUUUAAACAGAAUUUGGAUAAAUCUGCUAAACAUAUUCAGGCUCAGGCUCAAUGCACAGAGAAGCUGAUUAAAGAAGAGUUUGAGAAACUUCACCAGCUUCUGCGUGACGAGGAAGCGAUCAGAAUUACAGCGCUGAGAGAAGAAGAGAAGCAGAAGAGUCAGAAGAUGAUCGACAGGAUCGAGGAGACCAGCAAACAGAUCGUAUAUCUCACACGCUCCAUCAGGGAUACACAGGAGCAGAUGAAAGCUGGAGAGGAUUCGUUCCUGCGGGACUUAAAGGACUCAUUGAAAAGAGGUCGGCAUGGUCUGUCGGAUCCAGAGAACGUUUCAGAAACGCUCAUCGAUGUUCCAAAACACCUGAGCAACCUCAGGUUCACUGUGUUACAGAAGAUGCAGGAAGAUAUUAAAUACACUCCGGUGACCUUGGACCCCAGCACUGCUCACAGUAAUCUCACGGUGUCUGAUGAUCUGACCAGCGUGCGGUUCAGAGAUGAGGAAAAGCUGCUUCCUGAUAAUCCCGAGAGAUUUGACAGUUGGGAGUGUGUUCUGGCUUCAGAGGGCUUCGACUCAGGACUUCACUGCUGGGACGUUGAGGUCGGAGACCUCACAAACUGGACCUUCGGUGUGAUGACCGAAUCUGCUCGGAGGAAGGGUGACAUUCUGACAGAGAAGGGACUUUGGGUUCUUGGGUACGCUUCUGGGGAAUAUUAUGCAUUCAUUACACCAGAGCAGUCGCCUCCGCUGACGGUCAAGAAUAAACUCCAGAAAAUCAGAGUUCAGCUGAACUACGAAAAAGAAAAGCUGUCCUUCAUCGAUCCUCUCAGUAACACAUCCAUUCACACUUUUACACAGAAGUUCACUGAGAAAGUCUACCCAUGGUUUGGUCUUCGCUGUGAUGUCUGUCCUCUGGUGAUCUUACCAGUCAACUGAAGAAAUCAUUUAGAGACGAAACGAAUAAAGAUGACUCCCAUUUUAACUUUAAAAUAGAGUUUGUUUCGUGAGCGUUUGUAAAUCAGUUCACUCUGACAUGUUUUAAUGUUUGAUUCUGUGUCUUAAUCUGAACUAUUUUAAAAGGCAUCUAACACAUUUCUUAAAUUAUCAUUAUUAUACAGUUUAAUGAUAUAUAUAUAUAACAUUCUUUUUCUGUGAAGCUGCUAUGCUGCAUCUGUAUCAUAAAAAGCAAUGCACAAAUAAACACGAGUUGAUU